AUGACACCUACUAGUAUUACAGACGAUGGAGAUCAUCCUCAUUCCGAUGAUACGACAUCUCACACGAGUAUAGGAAAACGAUCGCGUGACCAGAUGGAAAGACCACAAAGGAUACCUGCUUCGAUAAAGUCUUGUAAUGAAUGUAGGCAACAAAAACUUGGUUGCAAUGUUGUGAAGGAACCAUUUAAGUCUUGUUGUAGAUGUACUCGUCUUGGUAUCCAAUGCAAAUUAGACUCUGACUUCAAAAGGGUGGCAAAAAGGCAUAAGCAUUCAGAGAUGCAAAAAGAGAUAGAGGAGUUAAGGGCAUUGGUCGCAAAACAAUCAGCACAACUUGCUGCCGCGAACUCUCCAGAUAACUCGGGAAAGGAAAAGACCGCUUCUUCUUCUUCUUCUUCUUCUUCUUCUACAGAAACGAAACCAAAGGAUCAAAAGAUUGAUGACAUUCUAGUUUCUGGUGAACAACUUGCUUUCUUAUUCGAUCAGUUGAGUCUCUUCACUCAAACAUGUGAUCAGACCUUCGCUCAAGGUCCAGUACUCGGAUGGGGAAUUGUUCUUGUAUCAGCUAGACGUUACCCACAGGAUCCUACUUUAGUCCUGAACCUAUCGAAGGCUUAUAUGAAGUUUUUAUGGAAUUUUAUAUCAGAUAUGCCGCAAAGAUUAGCAUCAAUAAAAGCUCUCGCAUUAUUAUGUACUUGGCCGGUACCUUUGAUUCGGGGUUUCACAAAAAGUAGAAAUGAUAAAGCUUCAGCUACUAUGGGAUUGAGUGAGUUGGAUCCAACGUCGAUGUUGAGUGGAAUCAUGAUGCAAAUUGCUCUACAAACGGGAAUGCAUCGUCCUCAUCAUGCACAGGAUUUCCUUAAACAGACAAGAGAUGUAUCGGAAGCUGAAUUGAGGGAUAGAAAGUUGACAUGGGCGAUAUGUAAUAUUGUUUCUCAGAGCGUGUCGACGUCCAAUGGUCAACCUUCAAUAACUAUUUAUGAUUGGGGGCUUGGUGAUGGGCUUGAACAAGAUUCCGAAAUACUUCCACCAGGUAUCAAACAUCGAUUAAAGAUUGAGAAAUUUUGUCAGAAUGUAUCCAGAACGUUAUAUGGAAAUAGUUCCGAGGUGACAGGAGUUUUAUCCGAUGUUGAUGAACAAUCAUCAGUCACUAAUAUGCUUGAACUUCAAUAUCAACAGUUGGAGUCAGAGAGUGUGACGUUCUCCUCACUGAAUAAACUAUACCUACUUGCAGCUCGACUUUAUCUACACACCUUUGCAUUUUACAUACCCGAAUUCUCACGCAAUCAUUUGAAAGCCUUAUCUUCAGCCUAUAAUUCCGCCACAAGGUUCAUUGAAGCUCUCCUUGACUACGAUCUUCAUUCCGAAGCAAUCCUUCCCUAUUGCUCAUAUUACAUUCUCAAGAAUUUGAUCUGCGCAUCAUGUGUUCUUUUAAAGAUAUUAAACAGUACGUAUGCCAUGCAAUUUGAUAGCACACAAGGGAGAUCUCUCUUCAAUGCCACAAUUUUAGCAUUGAGAUCCACGAGUUUAGCUGCAAAUGAUUAUUCGGAUCGUAUUGCUGAGGCAUUGGCCAGGAUGUGGAGGAGUGCUGGAUCAGGAGACUUAAAUCGACGACGAGAGGACUUCUCUCCUAUAGAUAUCAAAAUUCAAUCUAGACUGUCUAUAAGUCAUGUACAUGAUUGCUUUUUACGUUGGAGGAAAACCAUUAACCCUCCGGCUACCACCAAAAACACCUCGGAGACUAAUUGUAACGACCCUAUGAAGAAUUCCAAGACUUCAUACACCGCCAUGAAUGGAGAUGUAUUACAACAAGAGCAAGCUGCGACUGCAACAUAUUUUCAGCCGGGUUCACUCGAAGAAGCGAUGAGUUUUCCACCCAUGAUUGCGGAUUUUGAUUUGUUGAAUUCGUUGGAUUGGAAUUUUGAUGACAAUUUACUCACUACUUGGACGUGA
Sclerotinia borealis F-4128 is the source of this 1950-nucleotide messenger RNA. The record is from the annotation of a GenBank genome assembly. NCBI's taxonomy places the organism in Eukaryota, Fungi, Ascomycota, Leotiomycetes, Helotiales, Sclerotiniaceae.